CUCCUUUCUCGAGCUGAGGACAGGCCGAGACACGGGGGACAAGGGUUCGCCUUCCUCCCCGAAACGGGGUCCGCGACCACCACGCUGCCGCUGCCCCUCGGUGUCUGCAGGCGGCUCGGAGGUCUCGGGGCCUUCUCCCCACCCGGCAAAACGAAACCACCCCCGCUCCGGCGCCGGGGCAGCACGGGGCGGCACCGACCGGGCGAGAGCCCAGCGCCCCUGAGGCGACGGGGCGGGGGGGGGGCGGAGGCCCUGCGGGAUCCCCGCCCCGGGGGCCGCCCCGGGCGGUGUCGGCGUUGCGUUGGUAGCCGGGGUUUGAGCCCCGGGGAGGUGCAAGCGGAGAGCGACGGAGCGGGGAAGGCAUGAGGUGUGGUCCUGGACAGCAGCCACCAAGCAAUCCUUGUGUCUCAUGUGGCAAACAGUGAAAGUGCAGCUAAUGCUAAGCAUGUCUUUCCUCGUUGCUGUUGUUUGGUAUUGCAGAAGGCUAUACAGCUUCUUAGCACAACUACUGAAAAGGUGGAGCAUCUACCUUCAGAGAAAACUCAUAAGGAACCUCAGUGUGCUGACAGAAGUUGAUCUACUUGGUUACAGUGCGAGAGAAUGGAAAGGAGAAACAAAGCAGGCCAAACACAUGAGGGAGGCAUAUGAAGAACUGUUUUGGAGCUAUCAUAUCAAAUAUCUGCGACAAGUCAGGAGGGACAACUAUUGUGUACUAAGAGCAGUGCUUUUUCAGAUAUUCAGCCAAGGCAUUCCUUUUCCAUCGUGGAUGAAGGAGAGAGAUAUAUUAAAGCUCCCUGAAAAACUUUUGUAUUCUCAAGGUUGCAACUGGAUUCAGCAAUACAGUUUUGGGCCAGAAAGAUACACAGGUCCCAAUGUCUUUGGUAAAUUGCGCAAAUGUAUGGAGACGUUAAAGACCAAUUGGACUGAAAUAAGUGCUACUAAAAAUAAUGAAGAAAGAGCAAACAUGUGUAAUACACUCUUUUCUGAUGAGAGCAAGGAGCACAAACUGUAUGAGGCCAUAAAAUUCAUCAUGCUCUACGAAGUUGUUGAAGCCUAUGAGCAGAUAAAGAACAGGGAAGAACCUGUGCACAACCUUUUUAGCCUUCUCCUGGCUCGUGAUUCUUCGUCUGACCCUUUGAGUUUCAUGAUGAAUCAUCUGAACUCCAUAGGUGACUCUAUUUGCCUAGACCAGGUUGAACUGUUUCUUCUUGGAUACUUACUUGAAGUAAAGAUAAGAGUUUACAGACUGCAUAGGUUUAAUACUGAGGAAUUUCAAGUAAACUAUCCAGAUGAAUACCGAAGGGAAUGGAAUGAGAUUUCUCUCCUGACCGAGGACGACCGCUACUAUCACAUCCCCCUUUUCAGAAUGUGAAAGACCAAUGACUUUUUUUUUUUCCUUUGUAUAAUAUAGUGAGUGACCAGUUCCAGUGAAUUAGGUUUCUAAUUGGCAGCAAUAAGAUUUUGAGAAUGCUCGUUAAUGAUUACAAAAUGAUUUAUGGGUUUAUUGUAUAAAUGUUUUGCUUUCCCAUUGCAGCUCAAUUCAUCACCAGUCAGCCAUAAAAAAACAUAAAAUAUUUUGUUAUACCAUCUGGGGGAAAAACAUCAUAUUUGAGGGUUGUCAGACAAAAAAGAUUGGACUGCAUGACAAACAAGGCAGAGGUAAUCCUGCAUUUUCCAUUGUUAGUCUAAGGGUUUACUCUGACACCUCUGGAUGGGUUGAACUCAAGUUCCUAAAGCAAUUACUGCCUUUCCCUCGUCUGUCUCUAGCUAGGGAGGAUGAAUCACAGAGGAAGAAACUCCCGGGGUCCCACAGUUUAUACUCCAGGCUAUUAAACUUGCAUUGGCUUGGGGCUACCUAGGAUGGGAAGAUGUAAACUCUGAGUAGCUGCUUCAAAUCACACGUGGCUUCCCCCGUGGCUGGGACGGCUCCUCCAGGGGUGGGCAGAGCGAGCAGCCACGGGCUGUACUUACCUCCGACAUGUGAAAUUAAGCUGUCUGCACUCAGUGCUGGUAUCUGAAGGUAAAGAAGUGUUAAACGGCGGGGGGGGAACCCCAGCGCGCGCGCACACACACACACACAAAAGAAUACGGUGCCAGAUGAAUGGAAGAACUACUUUACAACUGAGGAAAGUACACGAGCUUUCCCAAACCUAAGAAGGGCAAUAUUAAUUAAUAAGUAACAUGCAAUAGAGUUCAACCCAGUAGCUGUCAAUGGUUUUUGUCAACUUGUAAAUCCUUUAAGGGCUGAUUUCAACGUUACCUGCCAAGAAAUAUCAAGAUUUGCUUUGCAAUUCAUUUGAGAAAGCUGUGUACAGAAUACAUUCACAAACACUGCCCUUUCAGAAAAUACUAAUUUUCUAUACAUUAUAUGCAUUUAGCAGUGUCUGUACAUGUUAUAUCCUCUGUGUAUAUAUUAAAAUCUUUACGUAAGAUUGCUAUCAUUAGUUUAGACUUCAAUGUUUGAAGAAGUCUGUCCGGGACAACUAAAUGAGAUUUACUUUGUUAUGUGAAACAUUUUGCCCCGUUCUGUUUUCUAAAAGAAUCAAUUGUGGUUUGAUUCUUUCUAAAAUGAAGGGCCUAAAUUUGAACAAAUAUUAAAAUGAUAUAGCAGAUCUUGAAAAAUAUUUGUGAAAAGCUUACAAUCCCAUAAGCAUGUGGUUGUAUUGAAAAAAAGUAGGGUUUUAUUAUGAAGCAAAGCCUUGCCUUUCCUUACACUAGAGCUAUGGGGACAGGCAGGUUUGGUUUUAACUCCUGCAGGAGAAAAUACAAGCCGGUAACAAAAAUGUGAACAGAGCCUGCAGUAGCUAAAGCAGUUGCAUGAGGUAACUAAAUGGUAAAGCUUAGAGUGCAUGGAGACUGCUCGGUUCCUUUGUGUAAAGGAAAGCAAUUUUAUCCCUUACAGUCCUUUUAUUUGUAUGUAUAUGUAUAUAUAUAUUUAUAAACACAAACACCUGAGUUCUGUAUUAUAUCAGUUUUGUUUCCUGAAAGUUUUUCUGAGUUCAGCUUUGUUCAGUAAUUUGUAGCUUUUAAUUAAGAAGGCUUGAUACCUAUAAUAAUUUCAUCUCAUCAAAACCUGCAUAUCAAAUACUUUAUUUAUUAAAAGAAACUUUUUUCACUGAAAUAAUUUGCCUACUUUAGAUUUGGUUCUGCUCUGCAUGGGGAAAUGUUAUAAUGCCUGAGAGUGGGGUUUUGCUGUCUAUUUUGCAUCAACAGCUAAUAUUUACAGCUAUCAAUAAACUUGCCUAUAUUUUAUUCUUGUUUUGGUACAAGCAGACAUACCAAAAAAAGGAUGUAUUUUCAUAGGGUGCUUUUUAAUGGUUUGCAUAUUAUUUAUGAAUAGGAAUACAAAAGCAUUGCAGCUGAAAGUGUUAAAUUGUCAAAAUGUACAUUUUUGUAAUCUCGAGCACAUUAAUAGAAGGGCGUUAAUAAAGAUCUAACACAGACAGUGGAA
Molecule: messenger RNA, 3451 nt
Organism: Grus americana (Whooping crane)
Lineage: Eukaryota; Metazoa; Chordata; Aves; Gruiformes; Gruidae
Gene: OTULINL
Product: OTU deubiquitinase with linear linkage specificity like
Exons: 8
Coding region: 410-1372 (320 amino acids)
Biological process (GO): protein linear deubiquitination
Cellular component (GO): cytoplasm
Molecular function (GO): cysteine-type deubiquitinase activity
Source: RefSeq, a predicted model, not a curated record